AUGGCUGAGACUUGCGAGAAUCGGUACAGUAUCAAUGGCCAACGACCAAGAGUUUUCAUUGAGUAUGACAUCCCUCGAGGAGUUUUUGUGGCGACCGCGAACAUUGGCCUGUUUGUCGAUCGCGCGCCGUCAAUGCAGAUCAUGCACGUCCCCACCUUGGGCACUCAAAGUGAGCCGUCUGGCGCUGCGGUCUUGAAUCUGUUCGAGUAUGGUGACCCCGUUCGAAACGACGAGAGCGAUAAGUUCGCGUGA
Molecule: messenger RNA, 252 nt
Organism: Postia placenta MAD-698-R-SB12
Lineage: Eukaryota; Fungi; Basidiomycota; Agaricomycetes; Polyporales; Adustoporiaceae
Exons: 5
Coding region: 1-252 (83 amino acids)
Source: RefSeq, a predicted model, not a curated record